UGGCGCCUGUCGGAAGCCCAGGCAGAAGGAAUGGUGGCUAAAGUUUUAACGAUUUAAAUGCAGAGUUUAAUUCACAUAGGCCUUUCGGACACAUCCGUCCCCAAAGGAAGGCCAGAACAGGAAAGAAGCAAACAAGAAAGUUAGGAUCAGCCUAUCGCCUGUUCUGGGACAGACCCUACAUUUUUUAGUCUUAGUAUAUGUUUUCUUGGCAUUUUGUGUACACCAACAGGUAAUAUCCUGUUGCACAUUAUGCAUAUUUUAUUUCGGUAGUAUUCCAAGCCCCUAACCAACAAGGGUGGCCGAAUUUCCCUUGAAGAGCAAUCUCAACUAAUUUCAGGAAAUUUCGGGAAGAAGUGCGCGAUCGACAAUCAAAGCGAAGGAAAACUUUACCAAGAAAUGCCAGAAAUUGACGUUGAAGAAGAGGGCGGUUUUCCUGUGAAAAGACAUGACCCAGAGGAGGACCAAGAUGUGGAGAAGAAAGGAUGCUGUGAUGCGCUUCACACCUCGGUCUCCAAAUGGAUGCUUCCAGAGGAACUCCACGAAACAUACUUGGAGCGUACCAACUGCUGUCCACCACCGAUCUUCAUCAUCCUUGUCAGCAUAGGCGAGCUGGCAGUAUUUAUCUACUAUGCGGUGUGGAAGCCUCAGAAGCAGUGGGUGACACUGGACCAAGGCAUCUGGAACAGUCCCCUCACCUACAAACCUGACCAUAGGCAGGAAGCCUGGCGUUUUCUCUCCUACAUGUUUGUGCAUGCUGGGGUGCAGCACAUUGUGGGCAAUCUUGUGCUACAGCUCUUGCUUGGUAUCCCCUUAGAGCUGGUCCAUAAAGGCUUCGAGGUGGGAAUGGUCUACCUGAGUGGUGUUCUAGCAGGAUCUCUGGCCAGCUCCAUCUUUGACCCAUACAGCGCUCUCGUGGGUGCCUCUGGCGGAGUUUACGCUCUUAUUGGCGGAUUCUUCAUGAAUGCCUUGGUGAACUUCAGGGAGAUGAUUCCACUACUGGGUGCCUUCCGUAUCCUGGUGAUCGUCGUCAUUGUGGGAACAGAUGUGGGCUUUGCUCUCUACAGAAGAUUUCUGAGUGAUGCAGUUGGACUGAAGGUGUCUUUUGUAGCCCACAUUGGGGGUGGAAUAGCAGGCAUGACCGUCGGCUACGUGUUCUUCAGCAACUACAACCAGAAGCUUCUAAAAGACCCGCGCUUCUGGCUGUGCAUUGUGGGAUACGUUGUCUUCUUUCUUUUUGCUGUUCUCUUUAACAUCUUCCUGUCCCCAGCUCCUCACUGAAGAGUGUAAAAAUAUUAUAGCCAAAGCCAUGUUCUAGGCACCACCAUGUGUCUGGUUACAGUGGCAGUUUAGGUGGUGUGCGUGUGUGUAAAACUCUCAGGUAAACAGCUAAUUCUACUUUGUAUAUUGUAUCUCAUUAAAUCAAAGUUAAACUUGAACUUGAAUUUGGAAUUGUCGGGCACAGUCAGAUGAGCUAGAUGUGUACAUUUUUUUAAAAAAGGUUUUUUUUUUUGUGCUUUGACACUACAGCAUACCUCACCAAAGGAUCUGGUGCUACAGAAAUGGACAAGACAGGCUAUUUUGUCAGUGGGUAUUUCAAUAUCUCAUAAAGGUAGAAGCAAUUGUCUAUUGGCAUUGCUUGGUGUGCUGUUUGUUCGAGGUCUACUGAUAUAAGGAUUUAUAUUGGUUUUUAAAUUAUCUGUUUUGAGCAGUGACUGAAUACAGGUGACCAUUUGCUCAGGUCUGUUUGGGGUGGGAACAGUAGCUUUACUUGGUAGUGAUCUGCCAGAUUUGUUCUCAUACUUUCUUCCUCAUUUUUAUGUUAACUACUGGUUUAUUUAAUGUUUGUUUUUAUGCAUAUUCAGGUGUGCAGACAAAGCUUCAUUGAAACAUAGGAGGGAUGAUUUUCUCCUUCAGAUGUUGGGCAUUCCUUCAGGAAUUAAGCUGUAUCCUAACAUACCUUAACCUGUGUCUAAUAUUGAGAGGUUCCUCAGUGUGCAGAUGAGCUGAGGUAGAUCGUUUGUAUGGAGUUAACAACCUGUAGGACCACCCUGGUUUGUAGUAACACUAUAGUAAAAUACCAGUUUGCUCUGGAGAGAGCAGCAGCAGCAGCAGCAUUUAUAUGUGUAGUUGGAGAAUUUCUUCCUGAGGUCUUUUCCCAGUGUUUUGUAGCAUGUAAGCUCCAGUGUUGUAUCCAGCCUUUGAGCCUUUUGCAUUCACUUUAACCCUUAUCCUGUGUCAGCCCUGUUCUCUUCCUCAUUCUUUUGUAAAUUCAACAGCUUAGAAUACUACUGUAAGUAAUGCUGUAAACUUUAAUACUGUAAGUGUUUUGGUUGUUUUAUGUACUUAUUUCUUCCACUGGAUUUUAUUUUAUUAAAUCACCUUUAC
Messenger RNA from Electrophorus electricus (electric eel), 2385 nucleotides. RefSeq names its product rhomboid, veinlet-like 2 (Drosophila) (gene rhbdl2). Gene Ontology annotation, molecular function: serine-type endopeptidase activity. Lineage: Eukaryota; Metazoa; Chordata; Actinopteri; Gymnotiformes; Gymnotidae. The record is from RefSeq and is a predicted model, not a curated record. Gene Ontology annotation, cellular component: membrane.